GAAUAAGUCCUAUUUUGACAAAUGGUCUCGACCUAAUACUACUAGUAUUAUUUCUGCUCCCCCCAGUUUCCGUAACAUGACCCCCGUGGAGCCCACAGCGCGGUGCCCUUUAAACACCGCGUCACGCCGCCGCUCCUGAUUACCCCCGCGGCGCGGGCUUCUCGUGAGAAGUGGUGCUAAGAAUAACGCUCUAUAAACAUGGUAAUAAGGGUGGGAGGUCACAAUGGCGGACGAGGCAUGAGUCGAGUCCAGUCGUUUCAAACCAGAAUUUCACAGGAAAAUAGUCGUUAUCCGGUGACAAAAAGACUCAGGUACUCCAUGUGAAGAUGGAGUGGAAUGCAAGACUAGAGGAAAGUGGCAAUCAUCAUUGAAACUAGCCUAGCAGGAUCUCAUAACCACCCACUGGUGAACAAAUAUCUCAGGCACCAGUUACAUGUCAAUGUUCCAGAGAUGAACUUCCCUCGAUUGUGUUGUUGUCGCUCUACUAUCAUUAAAAAACAGAUAUGUGAUGUCAUCAUCCUUUACAUACUUGUGUUUGGCCUGAUACUCCCACCCAUCUGCUACCGACUUCCGUUCUCCCUGUACUACAGUCAAAAACUCUACCUGUGGGACCUAAGCCCCAGCGUUUAUGCCAGGCAAGUAAACAAUGAACGCAUCGCAAAGGCCGAACAAUUCUUCGCAUCUGAGUCAGUCUUGGCGCAUCUUCAAGAAAAUGUACUCCACAGCGGCAACUUAAGCAACUACAACACCACCUCCAAUGUCAGGACAACAGUUGCCUUCCUGACCACCCGCAGGACACGUUCAGUCCACCCCACUGAGGAGUAUUCUCCUCGCUAUCUUUUACAGACAGUCGCUGCAGUCGUCCAGGAAAAUCAACCCAACACACAAAUAAUUAUCUGUAACAUGGACCCUGAACCCUCUGCACACACUGAUGCAGUCUACCUGUCAACUUUCUUCUCUAUGGUGUCAAGAUAUGGGAAUGGUGUCAACGUGCCAAAUAGCAAACUAGAGAAGGAAAAACAGGAUUAUGUUUACUGUCUGAGGAAGAGUUUGGAGACGGAUCCUCAAUACGUGCUCCUUCUGCAAGAUGAUGCUUUAGUUGUACCAGGCUCUCUCCAUGUCUUGGAUUAUAUCAUAAGAACUAAAGUCGAAAGGACUCGUCACGGUUGGGAUUUUACCACAAACAAUGACGCAAAGAACUUCUUAAAACUUUACAUGCCCGAGUACAUCCAAAGAGAUUUUCACACUGUGAAGCCAAAACGUAUUGCUGCCAACUUGGCUGAGUUAGUCGGCUAUGGGUUGCUGGGUGGGACUCUUUUAAGACUUUUACAUAUCGUACUUGUUGAAAAGGGGCAAAGCUGGACACUACUAAGUGGAUUCUUUUUCUCAAGUGUGGUCUGUUGUAUAAUAGCAGCCCUUGUAGUUUCCAGACCGCAUUUGUUGGAACUCAGGAGGAUAUCAAAAUACUUGUAUGUCAUGCUUGAUGCCAAUGAUUGUUGCCUGCCGGCGACCUUAUUCCCGAGAGCUGCAGCGCAAGACUUGGUAACGUUUUUGGAGGGAGUGACGUGUGGUCGUGGGUACCCGGUAGACACUGCAGUGGACGGAUUUGUCAAGAGUAAGGGAUACCGGCAAUUUGCUGUAGAACCUAACCUGUUCCGCCAUAUCGGGAUGUAUUCAACACUGCAUGGAGGUGAAAACACAUAUCUCAAACAUUUUGUAAAAUGAUUGGUCAUGAAUGCA
Branchiostoma belcheri (Belcher's lancelet) is the source of this 1740-nucleotide messenger RNA. RefSeq names its product transmembrane protein 246-like. Gene Ontology annotation, biological process: GPI anchor biosynthetic process. The transcript has 2 exons. The record is from RefSeq and is a predicted model, not a curated record. NCBI's taxonomy places the organism in Eukaryota, Metazoa, Chordata, Leptocardii, Amphioxiformes, Branchiostomatidae. Gene Ontology annotation, cellular component: Golgi membrane. Gene Ontology annotation, molecular function: glycosyltransferase activity. The coding region runs from base 451 to 1725 and encodes 424 amino acids.